UCUCGUCAGGAGAGGGUAUCGGACUUCCUGGUUGGCUCGUUGUGUUGUCCUUCGAUCCGCAAAGCUUUCUGGAUCUGACUGAGAGGGAUGCAGGUAGACAGCGGCCUGUUUUAAAGCUCGCCCCCCCCCGCAGUAGUUAGCGUACGAACGAGGCUAAUUAACGCCUCGUCGAAACCGAGGGAGCGGUGUAAGCUGGACCCCGGCCGCGGAGCCGUUGAGUUCCCGUAGAUAAGUGAGGUUAGCUGGUACUGCGCAAACAGACGGAGCGGCGGAGAGGACACUCGCUCUCAGUUUGGUGUGUUUUAACUUCCAGAGGCUGGAAACUACGCUAGGACAUCAAGAAACUCUUGUCAACAAACCGGUAGAUAGUGAGCAUGUGGUCGGAGCCACGGGCGUUGUAGGAUGUUGAGCCCGGCGCACCGCACCAGGGACAUCGAGCGCCAAGCUGGCUACCUGAAGCCCGAGCACUGCGCCCCUCCCCCGCCCAGCACCGGCUCCAACACCAUGUGGUUCAUCCGCGACGGCUGCGGCAUCGUGUGCGGCGUCAUCACCUGGUUCCUGGUCUUCUACGCCGAGUUUGUGGUGGUGUUUGUCAUGCUGCUGCCUGCCAAGAACGUGGCCUACAGCCUCUUCAAUGGGGUGAUCUUCAACGGCCUCGCUUUCCUCGCCCUCGCCUCCCACGCCAAGGCGAUGUGCACAGACCCGGGAGCCGUGCCUAAAGGGAAUGCUACCAAAGAGUUCAUUGAAAGCCUGCAGCUAAAACCAGGACAGGUGGUGUACAAGUGUCCCAAGUGCUGCAGCAUCAAGCCCGACAGAGCUCACCACUGCAGUGUGUGCAAACGCUGCAUCAAAAAGAUGGACCACCACUGUCCCUGGGUGAACAACUGUGUCGGAGAGAGCAACCAAAAGUACUUUGUCCUCUUCACAAUGUAUAUUGCACUAAUAUCCUUCCAUUCACUAGUCAUGGUGGCCUUCCAUUUUGUUUUCUGCAUUGAAGAAGACUGGACAAAAUGCAGUAGCUUCUCUCCACCAGCAACUGUCGUCCUCCUCAUCCUCCUCUGCUUCGAGGGUCUUCUUUUUCUGAUCUUCACUGCAGUCAUGUUUGGGACGCAGGUCCACUCCAUCUGCACCGAUGAGACAGGUAUCGAACAGCUAAAGAAGGAGGAGAGACGAUGGGCCAAAAAGUCAAAAUGGAUGAAUCUGAAGGUGGUAUUUGGCCAUCCAUUCUCCAUAGCCUGGCUGAGCCCCUUUGCACCACCCGACCACGGCAAGGCAGACUUGUACCAGUACAUUGUGUGAAAUCUGGAAACCUGGCUGAGCUCUGCCGUGGGCUGAUCAGUCUGCCCUCCUGUUGGCUGGACCUCAAUGAGCAUAAACUCCUUUUAACCACAUCUGCGUAUUCUUUCGUUUAUGGAUAUUUCAUUUAUGGAUAUUUCAGGGUGUUCUGUUGUAAGCAAUUAUGAUGUCAAAAGUAUGUCACCUUUUUAUUUUAUUGUAUUUUCCCCUCUUGUUACUCACUGAGAUUAAUGAUGUAUAGCUGUACAGAAAAGCUCUACAAGAAUACAAAAAAAACAUUAACUGAGCAGCAACAACUUGACAAGAAGCACUUGGUGAUACGACACCAAGAGACUGAAAUUUCCUGCAGCAUGUCUGACCAUUUCCUGCUUCCAAGACUAAACGAUGUGAACUGGAAACUGAAGUCCAGAAUGUUUUCAAUCAGAGCAGCGCGGCCUGCGUGCCAAGAUGGACACCUAGUUCUCUGUCUUCCUGUAAACAUUGCUGUGAUCCUGUCACUUCUUCAUUUGCUGUAUUUCUGCCAUUGCAGUAGUCUUUUGCUGAGUGCUGCGGAUUAAUCGCCUUAGAACAGUGCAUUAGUAAACAGUGGCAUCUGCUAUUUUUAAAGACAGCGGUUAUUUUGCCUUAAUGUUACAGUCAGGGUGAGACAGGAUCACGUUGGUUAAAUACUAUUUUAAAUGAGUUGCAUCCUUUUUGAUGCCAGAUUACUGUGAAGGACAUUGAAAGGCUGCUAGACAAAGAGCAACAAUAGCCUCACAGUGGCCAAGUGAAGUUAUCAUACUUAAGAUUACCAUGAUAAUAGCAAGUGCGAUUUCAAUAUUACAGCAAACGCUCUUUGAGCAGCUACUUUGUCAGAAAUACAACAGAAGAACAACUGGUGAAUUUGUUAACAGUGAAGCCAAACACAAUUAAAAACUAAGUCCAUAAUUGGCACAUUUUUUAAAUGAGUGCAAGUUUCCAUCUACUACCAUUAUGUGAACAUUAAGACUUUGACAUAGUGAGAUGAAACAGCUAUUGGUGCUAAUUCUUCAGUUGCGUGCCAUUAAACAAUUGCAGAAGAAGAGGGCACAUCAAGUUGCUCUAAAUUUGAAUUUUCAGCAUCACUCAGCUGUUUUUAAUGCGCAAAUUGAAAAUGUGCUCCUGAUGAAAACACACUUAGUGAGGCAGAUAUCAAUGAGAUAGAUAAAAAAAACAGCAACCCUGGAUUCCAUGCUAGGCUCACUUUUUACGAUGGCAAUUUGAAAAUGGUGUCAGAAUAGAAAACCACUAUUUAGAGAGUUAAUCAAGGACUUUAUUUACAUUGAAUGGCUAUUGAAACAAUGACUACAAUAAAUAGUAUUAAACAUGGGGUUUGAAAUCAUGAAAAUCUUCAGGAUUCUAACUUAUUAUAACAUGUUUGGCAGGUUAACAAAGUCUUGUUUCUAGUCCAAAAGGCAGCUCGGCUUGUACAAUAUUGAAAGUGACACUUCAGUUGGAGAAACUACCGGUUAGUUUGACCAGUUUCCUUCUUUUGAUUAUCUGACGACUCUUGUGUGUAGUAAAUCCAGCCGACCUCUUUGCUUGAACCGUUUCCAUCACAGUCACCAGCUCAAAUGGACAGUCAGGGAAUACAGCAAUACACGUUGCUCUCUGAAUGCACUGACCCUAAGUGUAAUUCACUCUCUCUCAAUUGAUGUAAUUUGCCUAUGGAUAAUCCAGUUUGUCGUAGAUUGUAGCUGCCUUACAGGAUAAAACGAAUAAAAUUUAGGCCAGUGGAAAAUGUUCACUGAGGCCUGAAAGACCACUGCGGAAAUGCACGUUUUAAUUGUCACAGCUGCGACAGUACUAUGCCAGUCUGUGUGAAGAGCACAGAUUUUACAUUUGGUGAUGAGAAUUUCCUACAGAUCGGAAAUAGGCCACUUCAAAGCAUUUAACACUAAAAUGCCUUUUCUCAAAUGUCUUCGAAAGCCUUACAGUAAUUAUAAAAUGUGUUUUUAAGGGUGAUGAAAGACAUUUUUGAACAUACACGUUGCCAAAUUUAAUGCAUAAUGAAGGGAGGCAUUGAAGUAACUGUUUUAAUGGUAGAGCGUUGUCAAGAAGUUUCUAAGGCUUUUAAAAAUCACUCCAGUUUUUAAAUAAAUGUAUAAAACAUUACCAUGAUAUGGAGAUGCACCAGUUGCUAUCCAGUUUACACAUAUAGUAUACCAGCUUUCUUAAUUUUUCUUGAAUUGUUCAGUAUGUUCUUUGGUCAGGUGUGAAUACCAUUUAUAGUACUUACAGUGGACCACAUGAUGUUUGUUUUUUUUUCUUCUUUUGACUGGUAUUUGUUUAAAGAGAUAUGAAAUAAAACCAUAUGUAUAUGACACAA
Micropterus salmoides (largemouth bass) is the source of this 3643-nucleotide messenger RNA. It is a transcript of the gene zdhhc3b, whose product is annotated as zinc finger DHHC-type palmitoyltransferase 3b. Gene Ontology annotation, biological process: peptidyl-L-cysteine S-palmitoylation; protein targeting to membrane. Gene Ontology annotation, molecular function: protein-cysteine S-palmitoyltransferase activity. Lineage: Eukaryota; Metazoa; Chordata; Actinopteri; Centrarchiformes; Centrarchidae. The record is from RefSeq and is a predicted model, not a curated record. The transcript has 7 exons. Bases 403 to 1299 code for a protein of 298 amino acids. Gene Ontology annotation, cellular component: endoplasmic reticulum; Golgi apparatus.